Peromyscus californicus insignis is the source of this 2477-nucleotide messenger RNA. It is a transcript of the gene Gkap1, whose product is annotated as G kinase anchoring protein 1. Gene Ontology annotation, biological process: signal transduction. Gene Ontology annotation, cellular component: Golgi apparatus. The record is from RefSeq and is a predicted model, not a curated record. Lineage: Eukaryota; Metazoa; Chordata; Mammalia; Rodentia; Cricetidae. Bases 1112 to 2212 code for a protein of 366 amino acids. The transcript has 13 exons.
GGGUGGGGGGAAGGGACUGGGAGGAGAGGAGCGAGGGGAAACUUCAGCCUGGAUGUAGAAUAAAUACAUUUUUAAAAAUAUUUUUUAGAGUAACUGUCUCCUUUCUCUUCUAAGUAUUGUCCCUCUGACGAUCGUCCAGUCUUAAGCCCCUGUUUCUCUCUCCCUAACCCUAAGCAAUCAAGCUGUCAAAUCCUGUAAAGUGUACUACACAUUAUUUAAAAUUCUUUCUGCCCCUCCCCCAUCUCAGUCUUAACGCCCAGAUCAAUCUUUCUGUGUAACCACUGACCUCGGACUCCCAGGGUUGGGAUCACAGGCGUGUGUCACCACACCUCAAUAGCUGUCAUAGCUGGUCAUUACCUUCUACCUGGUCUACAUAGGGCUGUCACUUUUCCAUCUCUAACGUCUGCUUUCCUUCAGACAGUACUUACAACGCAAAAGCCUUUUCUUCCUCUCAACUUCUAAACCUAGAAAACGAAACACUGCCUUAAAUACAAAUCCUUCCAUUUGGAAGUUGUGCCCCAUUUCCAGUUGUCUCUGCCACUCGGCACCAUGCCCCAGCCUCUGGCGUCUUCAGUCACUGGAACGCAGCGUCCAAAGGCCUCCAUCUGAGGCCCCAAGGUCUCCCUGCAAAACUCCACCUCUUCCCAGGCCAGUUCCAGAAGCCUCCUCCCUCACGCUGGCCCACAGAUGCGCGCCGUCCUCCUGUGUAGUGCUCUGUAUUUUUCCUCAAGGCCCCUACGGUGGUCUGGCGUUUUCUACAGUUUCAGCUUUGCUUCGCUCCUUUCUCCGUGAGGGCGAGGAUAACUUCAACUCCUCUCGGUGUCCCCGCAGCAUCCUACCCGUGGAAGUGACUUGUGUGGGAUAGCGUCAGGGCAGUACAGCGCCGUUCCAGCUCUGCCGCUGGCUGCCGGGAUUGGGCUUGGACGCCGCGUCUCGGCUGCAGCUGGGGCUCGCCCACCCCGCGCUCUUUCUCCGGGUACUUCGCGAACAAGUUUUGGAGCACCCGGAACCGCUCGUGCGUGAGGUUUGGCUUUGGGUCCCGAAGGAGGGAGAGGAGGGGACGGCCACACCGCCCUCCUCCCGGCAGCCCGAGGAGUUACUGUUCUGAACCAUGGCUUCAGCAGUCCUUAGCUCUGUUCUCACUACUGCCUCUCGAUUUGCCCUGUUACAAGUUGAUAGUGGCAGUGGUUCUGAUUCCGAGCCUGGAAAAGGCAAAGGCCGGAAUAAUGGGAAGUCUCAAACUUUGGGAAACAAAUCAACCACAAAUGAAAAAAAGAGAGAGAAACGAAGAAAAAAGAAGGAACAGCAGCAGAGUGAAGCAAAUGAGCUCAGGAAUCUUGCUUUUAAGAAAAUUCCCCAGAAAUCUUCCCAUGCCAUUUGCAAUGUUCAACAUGAGCUUCCAUUGCCAAACCCAGCACAGAAGGAGUCUCGGGAAGAGAACUGGCAAGAGUGGAGACAGAGAGAUGAGCAGCUGACAUCUGAAAUGUUUGAAGCUGAUCUUGAGAAGGCAUUGUUGCUGAGCAAAUUAGAAUAUGAAGAGCACAAACAGGAUUAUGAAAAUGCUGAAAAUGCUUCAACUCAGUCAAAAGUUAUAAAUAAAAAAGAUAAAAGAAAGAACCAGCAGGGAAAAGACAAACCUCUCACAGUAUCACUAAAAGAUUUUCAGUGUGAAGAUCAUAUUAGUAAAAAGGCAGAGGAAUUGAAUUCUUCUCAGACUUUAUCACACGAUGGGGGAUUCUUCAAUAGACUGGAAGAUGAUGUUCAUAAGAUUCUUACUAGAGAAAAAAGAAGAGAACAACUUACAGAACAUAACGGAACAGAUAAUUGUCCCGCUCCGGAGCACAACCAGGCAUUGGGUCUAAAAGACGGAAGAAUUGAAAGACUAAAGUUAGAACUUGAAAGGAAGGAUGCUGAAAUUCAGAAGCUCAAAGCUGUGAUCACCCAGUGGGAGACAAAGUAUAAAGAAGUAAAAGCAAGAAAUGGACAAUUAUUAAAAAUGCUUCAGGAAGGAGAAAUGAAAGACAAGGCAGAGAUACUCCUGCAAGUGGAUGAAUCACAGAGCAUCAAGAAUGAGCUGACGGUCCAGGUGACUUCACUUCAUGCCGCAUUGGAACAGGAAAGAUCUAAAGUGAAAGUAUUACAGGCAGAAUUAGCCAAAUACCAGGGCGGCAGAAGAGGGAAAAGGAACCCUGAGUCUGACCAGUGUAGGUGAUUACGGCAGCCUUUGAGGUCGACACACAGAUUUCUCAGAAUUCUGCAAAAAAAUGUGUAUAUUUAAUGCUGUGUAACUGCUAGACUGCAGUUUUUGUUGAAGGAACUAAAAGUAACUAGCUCACUCAUAGUCUACAAUUUUAUGUUCUUUUGGCUUAAAGUUAAAAGAAAAUAUAGAAUACCAGCAGAACUUGAUUAUUGUUUUCUGUCCAAACUUCUUAUGACUUUAGUUUUUCAUCAGUCAAUAAAAUUAAUUUACUCUUCCA